This is a messenger RNA of Humulus lupulus (European hop), 1555 nucleotides long. RefSeq names its product homeobox-leucine zipper protein ATHB-20-like. Gene Ontology annotation, molecular function: DNA-binding transcription factor activity, RNA polymerase II-specific; sequence-specific DNA binding. Gene Ontology annotation, biological process: positive regulation of DNA-templated transcription. The transcript has 4 exons. Gene Ontology annotation, cellular component: nucleus. The record is from RefSeq and is a predicted model, not a curated record. NCBI's taxonomy places the organism in Eukaryota, Viridiplantae, Streptophyta, Magnoliopsida, Rosales, Cannabaceae. Bases 243 to 1304 code for a protein of 353 amino acids.
GCACCCAUAUUUACCCAUCCUGAUCUUUCUCUCUUUCUGAAAAUCCUGUCACACACACCAUGAAAGUGAGAGCCAGACCAUCAUCCACAGCUUCUUAAAUUGGUAUAAACAACACUCACAAAAAAGCUAUAACUGUACUUAUAAUCAUAUAUAAGCUCCCCAUAUAUAUAUGUAUAUCAUCUUAUUAGCUAUAAAAAGCUAAUCUAUAUAGCUAUAUAGUACUAGUAUGCGCCAUUGACGACAUGGCUUUCCCACCUCACAGUUUCAUCUUCCAAUCUCACCAAGAAGAUCAUCACCAUCACCAAGACCAUCAUCACCACUUAGCUCCUUCCACCUCAUCUCAUCACCACCCCUUCCAUGGUGGUCACCACCACGCGCCAUUCAUGAUGAAGAGAUCACUGUCGUUUUCAGGUGCUGAUGAGAACAACCACAAUCAUAGCAAUAUUAUUAAUAAAUGCACGGAAGAAAUGUUGCAUGGAGAGGAUGAGUUGUCUGAUGAUGGAUCCCAGCUAGGGGAGAAGAAAAAGAGGCUGAAUCUCGAACAGGUGAAGACUCUUGAGAAGAGCUUUGAGAUGGGGAAUAAGCUUGAGCCCGAGAGAAAAAUGCAGCUGGCUAAGGCUUUGGGGCUGCAGCCCAGGCAGGUCGCUAUUUGGUUUCAGAACAGGAGAGCCAGGUGGAAGACAAAGCAACUUGAGAGGGACUAUGAUGUUUUGAAGAAGCAGUUCGAUGUUCUUAAGGCUGAUAAUGAUUCUCUCCAGGAUCAGAAUAAGAAGCUUCACGCAGAGCUGCACCAUGGAGUCCGUGAAUCUAAUUUAUCGUCAUUGAAAGGUAGAGACAUCUCAAAUGACUCCGGGCGUGAUCAUCAUCACCAUCAUCAUCAUCAUCAUCAUCAAAACUUUAAGAAAGAAGCAGCUGAUCAAGGGUCAUGGAGUAAUGGAAGUGAUGAAAACAGUUCAGAUGUCAACUUAGAUAUUUCAAGGCCACCACUAAUAAACACCACUACUACUACAACUACUACUUCAUCAGCUUCUUCUCAACUAGUACAAAACCUCUUCCCUUCAACCCUUAGACCAUCUUCCAUAACCCAACUUCUCCAAGGCUCAUCAUCAUCAAGGUCAGACUUCCAAUGCCUCAAGCAGGCUGACCCUCAUCACCAUCAUCAAUUGGUGCAAUCAGAAGAAAGCUUUUGCAACUUGUUCGUCAAUGGCACUACUGCUGCCACUGCCACCGCCGCCACCGCCGGCGUUGAGGAUCAACAACCUAGCUUCUGGCCGUGGCCCGAGCAGCAUAAUUAUUUUCACUGACCGAACAAGAAAAGACCAAGAAGAAAGAAAAUCCCAAUAUAUUUUGAUUAAUAUUUUUCUUGUAGUAAGUUAAGACACUGAUCAUCUUUCUUUCUUUUCCUUCUUUUGGGUAUAAUGCGGUAAAAUAUUUUCAUUAUAAUGCAUGAUCAAUUUGAAUUUUUCAUGUUUUUGGCUGUAGAGAUAUUUGAUGUAUAGAGCUUUCAUCAGAUCAAGUCAUAUUAUUUCCUUUUAAUUUAUGUUUAAUUUGAUCA